CAUCGACACCAUGAGGCUUCAUGUCUCUCACUGAACCGGGGAAUGGACCGAAGGAAUCAGUUCUGUAAUUGGGCUGCAAUAUGCCGUCUAGGGUAUCAAUCCUAUCUGUGAUGGUCCGAGAAUCGAAAGGCGCCUUUAAAUGGGUUCCUCGUAAAAUCAGGAGAUCGAUUCUUUUCGUUUUAACCGCAGUUCUGUUUGUCGUGACCGCUAGAUAUUUCUUCGGAAAAGGCUCUGCCCAGGGUGAACUCAAUCAAUUGGCUUCAAACAUGGAAAUACGGUACGAAGUGCUGAAUAACCUGAUCAAGGUUCCUAAUGGAUCAAGUCCCGUAUUUCUGGCACAAAUAACUCUGACUAACAGAGGGAGUUCACCCAUCAAACAUGGCAAUUGGUCUGUGUACUUCUGUAGUAUUCGCAUGGUGGAAUCACAACAUUUGAAGCAUAACCCUUUGGGUUAUGUAAUCCCAGGGGACAGCGGAAUCAAAUUUACCCAUGUUGACGGGUGCCUUACCAAAUUCGAGACAACGAGUGACUUUAAGGAGAUAACAACCGGCGAUUCUCUGACAUUCAAAUUCAAGGCAGAUGCAUGGUCCGUUGCGCGUACUGACGUCAUGCCAAGUUGGUUCAUAACCGCUGAAGGUUUGAGCCCGCGAGUAAUUACGAACACAGACGACGAAGAGCUGAAUUUUGUUGGAAACUUUGACACCAAAGAAAAAUGGAAGCGUUCCACUAAAGAUGUAUACAACCCGUACACGCCGAAACAACGUUACGAAAAAGACUUUGUUUCGGAUUUAAAGAGUGCCCCCUAUGACGUCAUUCCAACCCCUGUCUCAAUCACACUGGAUGAAGAGGAUGGCGUAACUAUUACGUCACAAUGGACAGUGUACAUUCAAGCAGGUCUAGAGAACGAAGCUGCCCCUCUGAAAGACAAGCUCGGUCUCAAGGUCUCAACUUCUACACCAAGAGACACUAAAGCUAUCAAACUCCUCAAGGGAGAUAUUUCUGUGCCUGCAAAAGACGGUCAGCAGUUUCCAAGCCCAGAUGAGUCGUACAGUCUCGAAGUAGACUCUUCUAAGGAACUCAUCGCCAUCACAGGCAAGGGCCCAGCGGGUGUAUUCUAUGGCGUGCAAACCCUUUUGGCGUUAAGGAACUCAAAAGGCAGGGUCCCUAAAGUGUCCAUUAAGGAUGCACCAAGGUAUUCUUAUCGCGGUUUACACUUGGAUGUGGGCCGUAAUUUUGUAGCUAAGGAUCACGUGCUCAAGUUAUUGGACACCAUGGCGAUGUACAAGCUUAACAAGUUUCAUUUCCAUCUCACUGAUGAUGAAGGAUGGAGACUGGAGAUUCCUGGAUUCCCCGAACUUACAGAGGUGGGAGGUCAGCGUUGUUUUGAUUUGCAAGGUACCCGGUGCAUCUUACCGCAACUCGGCUCAGGUCCCGACUCGUCCAAUUCGGGAUCAGGCCACUAUGGGGUCAACGAAUACAAAGAGAUACUUGAAUACGCAAAAUCUCGUCAUAUUCAGGUCAUCCCCGAAUUUGAUAUGCCAGGACACGGAAAUGCCGCCAUUAAAGCAAUGGAGGCACGAUAUCACAAAUUAUUAGCCCAGGGAGAUAAGGCAGGAGCCGAAAAAUAUCUCCUAUACGACAUGAAUGACACAUCGCAAUAUCUUUCCGUACAACACUAUACAGGCGAUGCCAUUAAUCCCUGCAUGGAGUCCACGUACACUUUUGUAUCCGAUCUAGUUAAAGCUGUCGUUAGCAUUCAUUACGAUACACAGCCGCUGACCAUUUUCCACUUCGGCGGAGACGAGGUGGCACAUGGUGCUUGGACCAAUUCCACCCAGUGUGAGAAACUUGUGCAGAGCCUGGGACUCGCUAAAUCUGGAGGUAAAAUGGUGGACAAGUUGAAAGAAUAUUUUGUUCAGCGCGUCUCCAAUAUAACUGCCGAUCACAACCUUGAUCUUGCGGGAUGGGAAGAUGGCCUGAUGAGCCAUCAAAAUGAGCCGUACGAUAGGAGGUUGAUAAAGAACAAUCGAGUGUAUGGUUACACAUGGAACAAUAUUUGGGAGUGGGGAAGUGGUAAACGAGCGUAUGAACUAGCAAAUGCGGGUUAUCAGGUGAUCAUGUCCCAGGCUACUCACUUGUAUUUUGACCACCCUUACGAACCUGACCCGGAAGAGCGUGGAUUCUACUGGGCGACGCGCUUCACGGACACUCAAAAAACGUUUGGUUUUCUUCCGGAUGACUUAUAUGGGAAUAUAGAAACUAAGCGUAGCGGUGAACCGCUCACCAAAGAGGAAGUGUGUGAGAAUACUGCCGAUUGUCCAGACUUGAAGAAAAAAGAUAAUAUUGUAGGAAUGCAAGGCCAUCUGUGGACAGAAACAGUAAGAACCUCCGACCAAAUGUACUCCAUGAUAUUUCCUCGUUUGUUGGCACUGGCGGAACGUGCUUGGCAUAAAGCAUCAUGGGAAAGGAUCGCUGACAAAAAGGAGAGAGAUGCCAAAAGGAAGGAGAACUGGAAAGAGUUUGCGAACAAAGUCGGGUACAGGGAACUGGGUCGACUUGACAAGAUGGGGGUGGCUUAUCACGUGAAACCGCCUGGAGUACGCGUUGACGACGGCAAAGUGGAAAUUACAAAUGCAUUUCCAGGACUUAAAUUCCAGUAUUCAGUUGAUGGCGAAUCGUGGAAAAAUGUUGAAGAUGUUUCCAAAUUAGGAGGAAAAAUUUAUCUACGAACAAGUUCCGUGGACAGCCGACAUCAUAGCAGAACAGUUCUGAUAAAUUUCCCAAAUCCUGUGAACUGUUCUCAUUUAGUGACUUCGCAUCUUUCCAUUCUCGUUGGCGUUACCGUAAUUGUGCUAUUUUGGAUGUGGAAGUAGCCAUGGAGAUCAACUUCUGCCUCAUCCCAUCCGCAGGAAAAGAACACUCAGAGUAUGUCAGAAAUUCUUCUUGUGACAAUCAACACAACAGUUUUUUUAUAGACUAAUUACGCCCACUGCAUCAAACAUUUGGUGUGCGUUUUUAUGGAAAGUUAUCAACUCUCAUUUACUAGAAAUAAAUAUUUUCCCCAGGUGUUCCAGUGA
Molecule: messenger RNA, 3077 nt
Organism: Pocillopora damicornis (cauliflower coral)
Lineage: Eukaryota; Metazoa; Cnidaria; Anthozoa; Scleractinia; Pocilloporidae
Biological process (GO): glycosaminoglycan metabolic process; carbohydrate metabolic process
Cellular component (GO): membrane
Molecular function (GO): beta-N-acetylhexosaminidase activity; polysaccharide binding
Source: RefSeq, a predicted model, not a curated record